AUGGCCGGCGGCAGGCCUCAAGGGCCGUCCACGUCCGUCUCCCAUUGUUAGAGACAGCGCGAGAAACCAGGGCGAGACAAGCCAGGAGAAGUAUUUCAUUCAAAUCCACAAGUUCUAAACGCACAAACAGGGAGAGCAGAGAUUUGUCGUCCCCUACACGUUUCCCGGUCCUUGCCCGGCCUCUUCUGGUGGCCGGAGCCUGACAUUCCGGCCGUCUUCCUCUCUCUCUCUCUCUCUCUCUUUUCUUCUUCCUUUCUUUUCGAAUUUCCUAUUCGUUCGAUCUCCUUAUAAGACUUUCUCGGAUUCUUUCUUCCUCUUUGAUUCGGUUGGCCUGUUCAAUCCGUUCUCCCUCGUUCCUGGCCCUUACAGCACCAGAAAUGGAUGGCCUUAAAACUCCAUUCAAAGGGAUUAUAAGCGAUGUGAAAGGAAGGUUGGCAUGCUACAAGCAGGACUGGACAGAGGCAUGCUAUGGUCUUAGGAUACUGGCUCCAACUGCAUACAUCUUUUUUGCUUCUGCUCUUCCUGUCAUUGCAUUUGGCGAACAAUUGAGUAGGGAAACAGAUGGAAGCUUGAGCACAGUAGAGACUCUUGCUUCUACUGCUCUCUGUGGUAUCAUCCACUCAAUCUUUGGUGGACAACCUCUCCUUAUUUUGGGAGUUGCUGAACCAACAGUUAUCAUGUACACUUACUUGUACAACUUCAGUAAAGGAAGACCAGACUUGGGGAGGGAGCUGUUUCUUGCUUGGGCCGGCUGGGUUUGUGUCUGGACGGCUCUCAUGCUGUUUCUUCUUGCAAUAUUCAAUGCUUGCACAAUUAUCACUAGGUUUACAAGGAUUGCAGGGGAACUUUUUGGCAUGUUGAUUUGUGUGCUUUUCAUGCAAGAGGCCAUUAAGGGAGUGGUGAGCGAGUUCAGUAUCCCUAAAGCCGAAGAUCCAAAAGAAGAGAAGUAUCAAUUCCAGUGGCUUUAUACAAAUGGGUUACUGGCAGUUAUUUUCUCCUUCGGUGUACUCUAUACUGCCCUCAAGAGCAGAGGUUCUAGGUCCUGGCCAUAUGGCACAGGGUGGCUGCGAAGCUUUAUCGCAGACUAUGGGGUUCCCCUUAUGGUAGUGUUGUGGACAGCAUUGUCCUAUGUUGUACCAGGAAAAAUUCCCUCUGGGGUUCCCAGGAGGCUCUUCUGUCCUCUUCCCUGGGAUGCUGAAUCAUUAUACCAUUGGACUGUUAUCAAGGAUAUGGGGAAGGUUCCAGUGACAUACAUUUUGAUUGCCAUUAUACCAGCUGUGAUGAUUGCAGGUUUAUACUUUUUUGACCACAGUGUAGCUUCCCAGAUGGCACAGCAGAAGGAAUACAAUCUUAAAAACCCAUCUGCUUACCAUUAUGAUAUGCUCUUGCUUGGAGCCAUGACUUUGCUUUGUGGAGUGCUUGGCCUGCCUCCGUCAAAUGGUGUCCUCCCGCAAUCACCCAUGCACACUAGGAGUCUUGCAGUCCUCAAGAGGCAGUUGAUUCGAAAGAAGAUGGUGAAAAGUGCCAAGGAAUGCAUUAAAAGGCAAGCUAGCAACUCAGAGAUCUAUGGACAGAUGGAGGCUGUGUUUAUUGAGAUGGACACUUCUCAAACUAAUAAUUCUGUUGAUAAAGAGUUGGAGAACUUGAAAGAGGCUGUCAUGAAAAGGGAAGAUGGAGGAGAUGAAAAUGGAAAAUUUGAUCCCGAGAAGCACAUAGAUGCUCACUUGCCUGUCCGAGUUAAUGAGCAAAGAGGAAGCAAUCUGUUGCAAUCUGCACUCGUUGGUGCUGCAGUGUGCGUUAUACCUGUGAUCAGGAUGAUUCCUACCUCAGUUCUUUGGGGAUACUUUGCCUAUAUGGCCAUCGACAGCCUCCCUGGUAAUCAGUUCUGGGAGAGGUUGUUGCUUCUCUUUAUCACUCCUGGACGACGUUUUAAAGUCCUCGCAGGUGUCCAUGCUUCAUUCGUGGAAACAGUUCCAUUCAAAUACAUUGCCUCGUUCACCCUCUUCCAGCUUGCUUAUUUUCUGGUUUGCUUCGGGAUCACAUGGAUACCUAUUGCUGGAAUAUUGUUCCCUUUGCCAUUCUUCAUCCUUAUAAGUAUCAGAGAACAUAUUCUUCCCAAGUUCUUUUCACAGCAGCAUCUUCACGAAUUAGAUGCAGCUGAAUACGAGGAGAGUGCCGGGGUGCCAAUGCGCAGUGGAAGUUUGUCAUGCAGGGACACGGAUGAAACAAUGGAUGAGGAUGUAUCAAGUCAAGAGAUACUGGAUGAGAUGACAACCCGGAGAGGCGAGCUGAAGUUUAGAUCUGUAAGCAUCUCAGAAAGGCACCAUCAGGUUUUCCCAGACCAGUCCUAAACACCAUGAUUCUCAAGAGAAAGAUUGUUGAAGAGUUUGUCUUUUUUCAUGAAGUUGACUGACUGAUGACAUACAUGACUCUAUCUAUUUACGUACAUGACUCUAUCUAAAAACCAAAGAAGAUCGCAAGCGGACCAAGUACAAAAGUGGGAAGCUGGGAACAUGGAGAAAUGGGAAGAACAGAAAGGAUGAAGCAGUCCAGAUGAAUUUCUGUCACUAUUACUUGGUCCAUAUCCAACAAGUAGGUGGAAGCCAUUAGGCAUUAUCUAGAUUCAUUUACAUGAUUCUUUUCUCCUGUGAUUGAAUGCAUUUACAUAUUUGCUAUGUGGAAAGAGGGAUUUGAAUAAAGAUGGGGAUGAAACAAGGAGGGGACCUAAGACUUCAUCAUGUACUUGGUUUUCACUUUAUAAAACUUGAGCACUACUUGGCAUCUCUUUCUGGCUUCUUAAUCAUAAUCCUAAGGAACUCAUUCUAACUUGUAACAAUGAAACAGGUUUCCUAAGGCAAUGGAACUACAUGCUCUGUUUCCACUGUCCUCUACUUCUCC
Molecule: messenger RNA, 2898 nt
Organism: Diospyros lotus (date-plum)
Lineage: Eukaryota; Viridiplantae; Streptophyta; Magnoliopsida; Ericales; Ebenaceae
Product: probable boron transporter 7
Exons: 14
Coding region: 378-2351 (657 amino acids)
Biological process (GO): transmembrane transport; monoatomic ion homeostasis; monoatomic anion transport
Cellular component (GO): plasma membrane
Molecular function (GO): solute:inorganic anion antiporter activity
Source: RefSeq, a predicted model, not a curated record